AUGGAGAACGAUACUCGCAAAAAUCUCGAAGAGGAGCCUUUGAAAAACGAAACAAAAAUCGACAUAAAUAACCUGAGUUUUUGGGAUAAAUUGAAAUAUGUUAAAUCGAACAUAACAGUCGAGCCUGUUCUGGCGUUAUUCGUAAUGCCAAGUGUUCUAGCGAUGUUGGCCACACAGAAUCUGAAUUUGGACAAGGCUUGUCGAGUUAAUUUGGAAUUCGAGGACAUCAUUUGUACAGAUUUGAGACUUAGAAAACGAGCUAAUCACACAUACGAAGAGUACGAAGUACAGAAAUUAAUAGCUUCCGUUCAGGCCUGGAGAAGUGUGAUACUGACAGCGGUACCCACAACCCUAAUGCUGUUUAUAGGUGCUUGGAGCGACAAAACGGGACGACGCAAAAUCUGUAUGACGUUGCCGAUCAUCGGGGAAAUCAUAACGUGUCUCAUGAAUAUAACGAACACGUAUUUCUUCUAUCAGGUCCCGGUGGAGCUAACUGUGUUUAUGGAGGUCAUAUUCCCAUCACUCACGGGCGGCUGGUACACAAUGCUGUUAGGAACUUACAGCUACUUGGGAGAUAUUACCUCAAAGGAAACGCGAACAUUCCGCUUGGGAAUAUUGAGUUUGUGCAUGACUGUAGGAUUUCCCAUAGGAAUGGGUAUGAGUGGUGUGCUGUUGAAGUACACUGGAUAUUAUGGCGUUUUUUCUCUGUCCGCGUUCUUCCAAACUAUGAACUUAUUGUAUGUUAUAUUUUUCAUCGACGAUCAUAGAUGGUUAGAGCAUAAGGAUAAGAAAAAACCAAUAGGAUGCAGUGGACAUAUUUUAGAAUUCUUCGACUGCCAUAGUCUAAAAGAGACAUUGCAUAUAGCAUUUAAAAAGGGUCCCAAUAAUAGGAGGCUGAAGAUAUGUCUGAUCAUGACAGUUGUUUGUCUGAGUUUUGGACCUUUAUGGGGUGAAAUAAGUAUAAUGUAUAUUUUUGCACGCUACCGUUUCAAUUGGGACGAAGUGAAGUACAGCAUUUAUUCAACUUACAAUCUUGUUACGCAUUCUAUAGGUACAAUGUUUUGUAUCACUGUGUUUAGUAAGAAAAUGGGUGUAGAUGAUGCAGUUUUAGGAAUGAUAUCGACGACUAGCAAAAUAGCCGGAUCUCUAGUUUUGGCUUUUGCUAGAAACAAUGUUGAAGUCUAUAUGGCACCACUCGUUGAAAUAUUGAACGGGACGACGACAAUAGCACUUCGUUCGAUCGCAUCUAAAUUGGUUUCUCACCAAGAGCUAGGCAAAGUGUUUUCUCUCUUCGGGGUUGCUGAAACCAUGAUGCCGCUCAUAUUCGCACCGCUGUAUUCCCGCGUGUAUAUCUUGACUCUACACGUCCUUCCCGGUGCUGCUUUCCUACUCAGUGUUUUAGCUACUAUACCAGCAUUAGGGAUAUUUACAUGGUUCUACAGACAACACAAAAAAGAUGCUAGAAAGAAAAGGUUGGAGUUACCUUUGAUGCAGACCUCAUCAACGGAAACACCAUCCACAAUGGAUAUAUAAAUACAAAUUAUAAUAAGCAAAUAAAAAGCUAUGAUUUAAUAAUUCAGUGUACAAAACUCAAUAAAUAAUAUUAAUAAUUAUUAUUAUUACAAAAAUAGAAUAAAUAGAUCAUUAGACUCUGUUCAGUCUAAUAUUCUCAAGAAAAAGAAAAAUAAAUAUUUUACAUAAUCUGUUUUGAUAUAAGCAGUGUAAAUACUUUAUUAGAAUUUUCUUAAAAAAAAAAAUGAAUUCGUUAUUAAUGAUAAAGAAAAA
This is a messenger RNA of Melitaea cinxia (Glanville fritillary), 1785 nucleotides long. Its product is annotated as proton-coupled folate transporter-like. The transcript is spliced from 7 exons. Bases 1 to 1533 code for a protein of 510 amino acids. Gene Ontology annotation, molecular function: transmembrane transporter activity. Gene Ontology annotation, cellular component: membrane. The record is from RefSeq and is a predicted model, not a curated record. Gene Ontology annotation, biological process: transmembrane transport. Lineage: Eukaryota; Metazoa; Arthropoda; Insecta; Lepidoptera; Nymphalidae.